Molecule: messenger RNA, 745 nt
Organism: Mangifera indica (mango)
Lineage: Eukaryota; Viridiplantae; Streptophyta; Magnoliopsida; Sapindales; Anacardiaceae
Exons: 2
Coding region: 93-434 (113 amino acids)
Source: RefSeq, a predicted model, not a curated record
UUUCUUUAUAUAAAUAACUUCCCCCAUCUCCGUCUCAAAAUCCUCGCAAAAACAACACAAAAGAGAAAUAAAAAAUCAAGAACAAACUCUAAAUGGGGAAUUGUUUACGGCAUAAAUCCUCAUCUAUGCAAUGGGCGGGGGACGACUGGGCUUCAUUGGCGACUGAUGAGAGGAGUGAGAAGGCAUUGAAAAUGGAGGAAAAGAGCCUUCUCAGAGGUGGUGGUGGAGAUUUUACAUCGUCUUCAAUGUCGGGAACGACGGAGGUGAAGAUCAAGAUUACAAAGAAGCAGCUGGAGGAGCUGCUGGGAAAGAUGGACGUAAAGGAGUUGUCAGUGCAACAAGUUUUAGCCCAGUUAAUAAAUGUCAGCCACAGUUACGAGACACAUCAUCGCUCAUGGCGGCCGGCUCUUCAGAGCAUUCCGGAAGUGAAUUGACAGGAGGAAGAUCAGUUCUCCGUUGAUUAAUUUUACACAGUGAAUGAAUUACUGAUCACUGAUGAUGAUAAACUUUUUUCCAGCUCUAUUUUCCCAGCGGAGAGAGGCUGGUUAUGAAAUUGAUUGGGGGGAUUUUACAAUAAAAACUGGAGUUAAGAGGGACUCUGCAGGUAAUUUGGUUGGUACAUAUGAUAUGACACCCGGGUCCUAUUGUAGAGUAAAACGAGUAAAUUUUGUCCAAGUUUCCCUUUCUCCAUCUCUGGUUUCCUGUAUAUACUUCAUUAAUUUCAUCCGAAUUCUCCCAUUAUCAA